UGAUGUUUGUCAGAGGCACAGAUCAAACUAGUAACAUUUAAUUAAUUUAGGUUUUUUCGCAAAUUUGUUGGGAGAAGAGCUUCCAUAUUACACAGAAACUGAUUACGUUAAAUUUAAAGACAUAGGAUCUAUAUAUUAUCAUUUGAUAUUGAAAGAAGGAACGCCAAAUCUUGAAGCAAUAUAGAAAGGUGAUGUAUUAGCUAUAUGGUUGAAUGGAGGUCCAGGAGCAUCUAGUUAACUUGGUAACUAUAUGGAAAUUGGCCCAUGGGUCAUAACAAAAAAUCCUGAUAAAGAAGCUAAGGACAAACCUUUUUUAGUUACUAAAAGAGUAAAUCAAAUUGAUAUUUCGUAUAGGAAUAUUCAUGGAAUAAGGUCAUGCACUUACUUUUUAUUGAUUAGCCAUUUGGAACGGGAAUGAGUAAGGCUGAGAAAGAAAACACAGUAACAAAUACUGAUCAAGCAGCGAGCUACUUUAUAGAAACCAUAAAUUAAAUUUAUACAAGAUUGAAUGGUUUAGAUUAAGUCAAUACUUAUAUAUUUGGAGAGAGUUAUGCUGGUCAUUACAUACCUGCAUUUGCUAUAAGACUUUUGAAAGAUAAAGAUAUUUUAAAAAAAAUUAACUUAAAAGGGAUUGCAAUAAUUGAUGGACUUACUGAUACUCAAAAUUAAUUGAAUCAUUACCACAGUUACUUAUAUAGUUUAGGAGCUAUUAAUUAAUAAGAUUUGGAGAGAUUAUAGAAGAUUGGAGCAUAAGGAUAAUAAUACAUUAUAGAUGAAGAUUAUGCAAAAGGAGCAGAAUAAUUAGGCUUAAUGACAGAGGAUAAAUUAAUUGAAUAGAUUGGAGGUCUUAAUGCAUACAAUAUUAGAAAAUAUAAAGGAUUAGAUGAUUAUGAUUAUUCUUGGGUUGAUUUUUUAAAAACUUAUAUCAAUCAAUUUUCAUCAGAAAUAAAUAAUUUUGAGAGGUUAAAUCCUGAAAUAUUUAAAACAUUCAUAGAAGAUAUAGGUAAAAGUAGACUCAAGGAUAUUCAAUUAUUAUUAAAUAGGUAAUAUAAAGUCUUGUUAAUUAAUGGAUAACUAGAUUAUAUAAUUAAUACACCAGGAGCAUGGAAUUGGAUUUAUCAAAUAGAUUGGAAAUACAAAUUUUAAUGGAAAAAUGCAUAAAAAAAAUUUAUCACAUUUCCAAAAUAUGGAUAGGAAAACAAGGUUGAAACUCAUGGUUACAUCAAGACAUAUGAAAACUUAUCAUAUGCCACUAUCUAUAAGGCAGGGCAUAUGAUACCAGCUGAUAACCCAAAAGCAAUAUAUUCUGUCAUUGAGAAUUUUAUAAAGUGA
This is a messenger RNA of Paramecium pentaurelia, 1332 nucleotides long. Lineage: Eukaryota; Ciliophora; Oligohymenophorea; Peniculida; Parameciidae. The record is from the annotation of a GenBank genome assembly.